Rosa rugosa (rugosa rose) is the source of this 1072-nucleotide messenger RNA. RefSeq names its product ethylene-responsive transcription factor ERF109. Gene Ontology annotation, molecular function: DNA binding; DNA-binding transcription factor activity. The record is from RefSeq and is a predicted model, not a curated record. Gene Ontology annotation, biological process: ethylene-activated signaling pathway; regulation of DNA-templated transcription. The transcript has a single exon. The coding region runs from base 83 to 889 and encodes 268 amino acids. Lineage: Eukaryota; Viridiplantae; Streptophyta; Magnoliopsida; Rosales; Rosaceae.
UCUGACUCCCAAACACUUCCAAUUCAAAGCUUUUCCCACCACAACAACAACAAAGCCUUCAACAGCAGAGCUUCUCCACAGCAUGCAAAACUCCUUCAACCGAUCCAAACUCGACACCGCCGGAGAUCCACAACAGUUGACCCAAAACCCACUUCCUCCUCCGCCGCCUCGCCGCCUCACCCAAGAGCAAGAACUCGCCGUAAUCGUCUCCGCUCUUCGAAACGUCGUCGCCGGCACCACCACCACCAUGGACUUCAACUCUCUCUUCCCUUCCUACCAUUACCCCGCCGCCGCUUCCUCCUCCUCCUCUCCCGCCCUAUUCGAAGCGUCUGAUGCCGACACGUGUCCGGUUUGUAAAAUUCAAGGCUGCCUUGGAUGCAAUUUUUUCCCGCCAGCACAGGAGGAGAACAGCAACAACAAGAAGAAGGCACCCAAGAAGAGGCUGAAGAAGAACUACAGGGGAGUGAGGCAGCGGCCUUGGGGCAAAUGGGCCGCUGAAAUCCGAGACCCGAGGAGGGCCACUCGGGUCUGGCUGGGCACGUUCCACACUGCCGAGGAGGCGGCCCGUGCCUACGACAAGGCCGCGAUUGAGUUUCGCGGUCCGAGAGCGAAACUCAAUUUCCCGUUUCCGGAUAACUCAUUGUCGAUGAACCAAGAAACUUCGACGCCGCCCACACAGCCCAUUCAAGAACCCCAGAAGCAGCAGAUAGUUGUUACAGAUACUAAGCAAGAGAACAAGAGCGAGGAUUCAAAUGAAAUGGAAUGUGAGUUCUGGGAAAGGAUCGGGGACGACGAGCUCUUUCAACAGUGGAUGAUGACGAUGGACUACGCACCUGAUCAUUCGUCGGAUUCUGGGAAUGGGUCUGCCGGAAAUGCUCAUAGUUAUUGAUUAUACUGAAUUAGAUUCAAUUGUAGGCAGAAAAAAUAAUCAGCUCGUUAAUUAGUUUGUUUUUUUUUAUUAACAUUGAUGUGAAAUUUCUGUUUUUGAGGGGAAAAUCACAUUGUGUUACUAUUUCACCAAAGAUUGCGAUGUAAAUUUGACAAAAUAUAUAUUAAGAGAUUAUCUUAUCAA